This is a messenger RNA of Stegodyphus dumicola, 636 nucleotides long. RefSeq lists its product as uncharacterized. The record is from RefSeq and is a predicted model, not a curated record. Lineage: Eukaryota; Metazoa; Arthropoda; Arachnida; Araneae; Eresidae.
UUCGGGAAGUGAGUAGAGUGAAUCCGUAUGCGCGGGUAGUCAUAUCAGGAAUUUUGCCCAGAGUGGAUUCGAAGUAUUUAACUUAUAAUGAGAGAGACGAAUUGCGACCUCGACUGCGCUCUGUCAACAACAAGAGUUCUCAGUUUGAUGAAAAAAUGAUUGAUCUCUGUGAAGAGCUGGAUAAUGUAACCUUCUGCAUGUCAUCUCGUGACUGGAGUGGAUGCAUGGCUCUGGAUGGGCUGCAUUUGAAUGCAGCAGGAACACGGCAGUUAGCUACACUGUUUGUUCAAGUUUUGACGCAACUUUUAACUGAGAGUUCCAAAAGUACCAGUAAAAUAGAGCUUCGAAGUUCAUUGAAUUUUCCUCCUCUCUGUGAUGGCGGCAGCGAUAUUUUAACAUCUUCAGCCUCUCCUCUGUAUUCUGAAGUUGUUGCUGAAUCAGCUCUGUCGAGGAAACUGCCAUCACAGUUGAAUGUGAAAGCUCCUUCAGAAACUGAACAGCAACUUCAAACAAGGUAGCUUUUUUAUGCAAAUGCAUGAAGUACUACAGAAUCUAUAAAUUUUUGUUCAUGAACUCUUUGCUCUAAAUUGAUAUUUAUUAUACUUCAUUGCAUAUAAAUUAAUUUUUUUAACAGAG